AUGAAGGACAUUGAAGAAGAGGACACAUCACGUAAUGCAGUUUUUUCUGACCCUCCAGGGGAUGAACUGACACCUUUUCAGCAUUUCAGAACAAUGUGUGUUGUGAAAACGCCUAGUUACAGAUUGUACUGGACAGAGGCUACAAGAUUUUCUCCAACAGUGGACUCAAUGCCUAGAAAUAGGUUUGAUAAGCUAAGAAAUUAUUUAAAUGUGAAUGACAACACUAAAAUGAAACGAGGAGAGGUGCCUAAUUAUGACAAGCUGUUCAAGGUGAGACCAUUUGUUGACAAAAUCAAACAAGGUUUUUCAAUUAUUGAACCUGAGGAAUAUCAUUCAGUUUAUGAAUUAAUCAUUUCUUUCAAAGGUCAUUCAUCCCUGAAACAGUAUGUAAAAACCAAACCACACAAGUGGGGUAUAAAAGUUUUUGCCCGUGCUGGUUCUAGUGGAAUUGAGUACGAUUUUGAAAUAUACCAAGGGAAGGGAACUGUACAUGAUGUUACUGGUCUUGGUAUAAGUGGUGAUUUUGUAAUAAGGUUUGUGGAAGGACUGCCAAAACAUAAAAAUUUUAAAGUGUUUACAGACAACUGGUUCACCUCUUACAAUCUUAUUUCUGCCCUGAAAAACUAUGGCAUUUUGGCUGUUGGAACUGUUAGAUCCACAAGACUUCAAGGCUGCAAUCUAAAAGCAGACAGUGAGCUGAAAAAGCAGGGACAAGGAUCAUACGAUUAUCGAACUGAAACAGAAAGGAAAAUCAUAGCACUGAAGUGGUAUGAUAACAAGUCUGUCGUUCUUGUAUCAUCAUAUGAAGGAGUAAGUCCAGUAGAACCAGUGAAACGUUGGUCAGUGGGAGAACGAAAAUAUAUUGAUGUUCCAAGGCCAAACAUUGUUAAAGAAUAUAACCGUUCGAUAGGAGGAGUUGAUCUGCACGACAUGCUGGUUGCUUUGUAUAGGAGUAAUAUAGAUGUGAAAAAUUUUAUCUAA
This is a messenger RNA of Schistocerca cancellata (South American locust), 981 nucleotides long. RefSeq names its product piggyBac transposable element-derived protein 2-like. The transcript has 2 exons. Lineage: Eukaryota; Metazoa; Arthropoda; Insecta; Orthoptera; Acrididae. The coding region runs from base 1 to 981 and encodes 326 amino acids. The record is from RefSeq and is a predicted model, not a curated record.